AUGACAAACGAAAAACUGCGGAUAAUCAUCGUUGGCGGCGGAAUCGCCGGCCUAACCUCGGCAAUCGCUCUCCGCGCUCCAAAUAGACAUAUCAUAGUCUUGGAGCAGUCACGCUUGAAUAGAGAAAUCGGGGCUUUGAUUUCGCUUCAGCCAAAUGCCUCCAAAAUUAUGCAGACGACAUGGGGGCUCGACGCGGAGAUGGAAGAGGCACGGGGAAUGGUGGACGAGGGACUCCGUGUUUACGAUACGGAUGGAUCCCUUGUGAAUGAGAUUCCACUCCUAUCUAAGACCGAAUACGGCGGGAGUCGUAUUAUUUAUCAUCGGAAUGACUUGCAUGAGGCUUUAAAAUCGGCAGCUACAUGUAGCCAUAAAAACGGAGAGCCGGUGACUAUCCGGGUCUCGUCCAGAGUUGUCGGCUGCGAUUCUGGUGAAGGGAAGGUGACACUUGAGAACGGCGAGGUAUUAACGGCUGAUGUUAUCAUUGGUGCGGAUGGAAUACAUAGCGUUUUGCGGAAAUCUGUACUCGAGGAUGAGCCUGCUGCCAUGCCCACAGGUACCUCUGCUUACCGUCUGAUGAUACCCUCGGAAGUUCUUGAAGAGCAAGAGCCCCAGUUCUGUAGCAAAAUUAAUCCCAGGGAUCCAUAUACAUCCAUGAUUAUAGGACACAGUUGCCGACUUGUCAUGGGCCCGGGCAGGAGAGGUGACAUGUAUGGUGUUGUGGCAAUGGUCCCCGAUGAAAGGAUGAACGAGGACCCCAGUCUACGACAAUCAUGGGUAUCUGAAGGGAGCAUGGCAAAGCUCCUUGAUACCUUUGCGGAGUUUCCUAGUUGGCUAACUAACAUAUUCAAACACUCCCCGGACCUCGGUUUGUGGCAAUUGCGUGACAUGGAUCCAUUGAGCACUUGGCAUCGCGGUCGCGUCUUUUUGAUUGGCGAUGCUGCGCACCCUAUGCUGCCAACGCAGGGCCAGGGUGCAAGUCAGUCCAUUGGAGAUGCGGAAGCGUUGGGGGCGUUUUUUGUGGACAUUGAAAAAAGCCCAUCUUUGGAGCAACUGGAUGGGGUUUUCCAGAAAAUAUUCCGGUCUUGUUAUGAAAGGGUUAGUCUGAUUCAAGGCUACAGCCGACAAGCCGCGAAACCUGGGACUGUUAAGGAGCAGAAGACCGUUACAAUGAAACCUGACGAGUUCAUGGAUUAUAAUUGCAUGUACCGCGGCGCAAAGAAAUGGUUACAAGCGAUGUCUUCGGUUUGA
Messenger RNA from Penicillium longicatenatum, 1248 nucleotides. RefSeq lists its product as uncharacterized. Gene Ontology annotation, molecular function: FAD binding; monooxygenase activity. The record is from RefSeq and is a predicted model, not a curated record. The transcript is spliced from 9 exons. The coding region runs from base 1 to 1248 and encodes 415 amino acids. NCBI's taxonomy places the organism in Eukaryota, Fungi, Ascomycota, Eurotiomycetes, Eurotiales, Aspergillaceae.